Messenger RNA from Alternaria rosae, 767 nucleotides. RefSeq lists its product as uncharacterized. The transcript is spliced from 2 exons. Lineage: Eukaryota; Fungi; Ascomycota; Dothideomycetes; Pleosporales; Pleosporaceae. The record is from RefSeq and is a predicted model, not a curated record. The coding region runs from base 206 to 601 and encodes 131 amino acids.
GCAACCAGGUCAAGGCGGGUGGAAAUUUACUGUCAACUGCCGAACCGCUCGUCUAGACCGCGCCGCGGCCCCUCGCCACCUGAAACUGACAGCUGCCGGAUAGCAAACCCGGAUAGGUGCCUUACGAGGCUUUUGACGGGCGUCUCAAGAUCGGUGCUAUGUUUCUGAUACACGGCAGGGUACAUUGCAGUCAGAGGCCCGCAAAAUGCUUCUACGGUACGAUUUGUCUCUGCAAGUCGGAGUUUUGAUCUUUUUAUAUCCUGUGCGCCGUUGCACAUGUCGCGUGGAGCGGAAGGUAUGGAAUGUGACACCCGACGUCUGCUCAAGUAUUGAUUCGAUGCUGUCCCCUCUGGUCGCAUAUCGCGUCGAUGAGGCCUCACACAUGCUCCGAGUAGUAAACAAAGGUGAAAAGAUCUACAGUUGUGAUCGCUUGUUGAUCAUCUAUGAUUGCGCGGCCCCCUGGCGGGUCGGUAGCUUCCGUCCAAGGAAGGCAGCCGAUGGGGUUUUGAGAAAACGGACUGGGAUGACAGGGAGAGUAGCGUGCUGUGAGCCGCUCAUCUGCGAGAAUGGACCGAAUGCGUCUUGGCGGACCCGAAGUUGAGUUCUGCAACCCGAGUUUGACGUGCGAUCGGCCCUCCGAUAAGACGCCGUUGGAGGCAGGCUAAAAUUUCGCCGGUGAUCUUUCGCCUGGCGGCUUCCAACCAUGACGAUCAGCACAUGUCAGUCCCGAACAGGAUGUCAUGCAGAAAAUCUCUCAGACGCUUGGA